ACGCUGGUGGUCGACGCCGUCGCCUCGCUCAACGCGCUCGCCGACUCGAGGGCGGGCCAGGGGGUGCAGCUUGCACUGCCCCGCCGCAUUCCUGGGCAUGAGCUGUCGGAUUGCCAGCGCUCCAUGCUCGCCAACAUUGCCAGGAUGGUCAAGCUCUUCGACCCGCCGAUCCCGAACUCCUCCUUCGAGGGGGGCGCUUUGGCUGAGUUGGUGCGGUCUUCGUCCAUCUACGACGUGGAGGACACCUCGACCUCCGCGAGGUAUGCCCCGAGUAAGCUCAAGGUACUCGAAGGUCGCGCGCGGCCGAUCGACGCCAGGGAGCUCGUCGGCGACUACGCGCGGGAGUACCUCGACAACCCGAACUCCAAGAUCGCGCUCGACGCCGUCGCCAGAGCUGCGGUCGCCGAGCCGAUCCAGCCACGCUGGGACCCCUCUCUUCGACAGCCAGGCCCGCGCCGACGUGACCUCAUUCGACGACUCGAUGCCGUUGGGCUCCUCGCCUAUAGACGUCGUCGGCUCGGGCGCGUGGGCAUGUUCUUUGUCAAGAAGAAGGAUAAGGGCGCGAUCCGCCUCGCGUUGGAUGCCAGACCAGUCAACGAGCUCCAGAAGAGGCCGCCGAAGUCCCGUCUGGCUACUCCUGGUGCUCUCAGCUGCCUUAACCUCAGUGACCAGUGGUUCGCGCUAUGUGCCGAGGACUCUUCCCAGCUUGGGGCUUUCCCCGAGUCAGGUGGCGCCCUCGAGAAGGAGGAUGGCGGGGUCUGUAUCUCGGGGGCCGGGGUCGACCUCAAGGACGGCUUCUACAAAUUCGGGCUCCCCUCCAUGUCGUCGUGGUUCUGCCUGGGCGAGCUCUGCACCGCGAGGGAGCUCAACGUCGCGGCUGUCUUCGACGAGGACGCCGGGAGGAUGGAGCCCCUCUGCCCUGACGACCAGCUGCGCGCCUGCUUCGGCGGUCUCGCCAUGGGCCGGUCCCGGGCGCUCUUCUUCUGCCACAGCGCGCAGGAGGAGGCAGGGCGCCGAGCGACGUGCCGGGUCGGGUGCGGCGGGGCCGAGCCGCUGGCAGACUGGAGGCCCAGCCCUGCUUUCGGCCUUGGGUUUGUUGCGGUGGCGCCUUACGUCGACAACGGGAACGUCAUCGGGGGCUCGCUCGAGGCCACCGCCGCGCUCCACAAGGCGCUCACCGAGGAGCUGCGCGCCAUGGGGUUCGUCACUCACGAGAACGUCGACCCGGCCGCGGAGCUGGAGCUGGCGGGCAGGCGGAUCGAGGGAACUAGACGAUCCCUCGCGCCACGGUCGUCGCGCACGUGGCGGCCGUGGCGCGCCCUCCGCGAGCUCGAGUUCACCAGGGGCUCAGCUCCUGGCAUCGUCAGGCGGGUCGUUGGGCACAUCGUCGACCACUUUUCGACCAGGCGGGAGCUGCUCUCGACUCUGCAGUACCUGUGCCCGUUCACCGGCGACGGCCGCGGGGAGUGGAGGGAGUUUGACGCCAACGAGCUCGCCGAGAUCAGGUUCAGGGAGCUGGGGGGCGAGCGCGAGGACGACUGCGGUGCCGGCGCCCUGCCCGACGAGACCCCGGAGCUGGAGACGGGCGGGGGGGCGUUCAGCGCUUGGGCCGCCCGCGAGGUGGAGCAGGGGCUGGGUCGGCUGCGGGGGCCGCGCGUCGCCGUCAUCCCGAGCGAGUCGCAGCUGGACGACGUCGUGGAGGUUGUUGGGUUGGUGCCUGCUCUUUGCCAUGAAUGGGGCCCCCCCGAACGCUGGAGGUGCAUCCGGGCUGGGAGCUGGAAGCGCCCUGAUAAGAUCGACAACCUGGAGGCGCGUGCAGCGCCCAUGGGGCUCGCCGACCACUGCAGCCACGGUGCGAACCACAACGCCGCGCUGCUCUUCUUUGGGGACAACGGGUCGGAGAUCCUCGCCUGCGAUCGCGGACGAGCCCGAGCCUGGAAGCUGCUGGCGCUGCUCCGUUGCGGUGGCGUGGGCCAGGGCAGAGCGCGCAGGGCCGGGCUGCUGAACUUCGCGACGCUGGUCGCCUGGGCCGCCCGCUCGCCCGCGCCGAGGAGCCCUCGACGCCCGCCGAGCCGCUCUCGGCCGCCGCUCGGCGCCGGCGACUCGCCGAGGAGCCCUGCGAGAACCUCUGUGACCCUCGGGACCCCGCUCGGAGCCGGGAAGGGUCGCCGACCUUUCGGGCGCCUGAGGCGGCCCAAGGCGCCGCGGAUGACGCCCCGAAGCUGGCCGCGGCGGGGGGCGGCUGCUCGCCGCCUCCGCCACCGCGGGCUCAGACGGCGGGGCGAGGUCUACUUCCUCGAGCUCUUCGCCGGGCGCUGCCGCCUCACCGCUGGAGCUCUGGGCGGCGGACUGCGCUGUGCUGUUCCAGUCGAUCACAUCAACGCAGAGUACUUCGAUGUCACCAGGGCCCCAGUCUCCGACGCCAUCGUGCAGUGGAUCCUGUGCGGCUCGAUCUGGGCUUUCGCCUUGGGGACCCCCUGCACGCGCUGGAGCGCUUCUCGGCGAGGUGGCGAGAUGUCGGACUCGGCCGCGUCGGCCUCCGGUCUCGCCUGCGCCAAGUUCUCGUGUCGGGUGGUGCGGGCCUGCCUGGGCGCUGGCGCUCAGUUCGUCAUCGAGAACCCUCGGUCGAGCCACCUCUGGAGCUGGCCGCCGCUGGAGCGCCUGCUUAGGCGUGCUGCUGCCGUUCGCGUGGAGCUGGACAUGUGCGCCUUCGGCGCAGCAUGGAAGAAGCCGACCCUGCUCGUGGGGAACCUGCAAGGCCUUGAGCGCAUGGAGGCCAGGUGCCCCAGGCACGCGCGACACGUCGUGCUGCAAGGAGUGCUGCGGGGCGCCGCCCCGCCCGCCGCCUGGAGGAAGGAGGGCGAGCCCCGCCUUGAUCAGCGGCGGGAGGAGCACUUGGCAGCCUGCCUCAGCCAGAAGGUCAACCGCUUCGUCCAUGUGGACCCCCUCCCGGCCAAGGCCUGGCCGCAGCCGAACGCCGAGCUGCGGGUCAGCGACGCCGGCAUCACGCUGAGGACGGGCCUGGGUUUCUACGUCGCCUGGCGGUGGGACGGCGCUGCGGUGAGCGCUGCGCGCUAUGCCCUCUACGGCGUCGCCUGGACCUUGGACUUGCCGAUCAAAGCCCCCAGCUGCUUUGCUCUGGCCAAGGCCACGCUGCGCGCCUUCUCUCGACGGGCGCCAGAGAAGCCCAGGGGUCCACCGUGCGAGGAGAUGCUUUGGCUGUUCGUCGAUUUCUUCAUCAAGCACGAGCUGUGCCUCGUCGGUUUCUUUGCGCUGCUGGCCUGCGGCUGCUGUCUCAGGCCGUCCGAGGCGAUCGAGCUCUGCAAGGAGGACCUGUGCCCGCCCGCGCAGGGCGCCUCGAUCCAGAAGUGGAGCAUCGCGGUUGCUCCCUCGACCAGAGACAGGCCAGCCAAGAACAGGCAGUUCGACGCCGGCGUGGUGGCCGCCUGGCAAGAUCGUCGCUGGAUGGGGCCCCUGCUCAAGACCAUCUUCGAGCAGACGAAGCCAGGCGAGCUGCUGUUCAGAGGCCUCGCGCUGGCGGCCGUCGAGAAGGCCUUCAAACAAGCCUCCGACCACCUGGGCUAC
Prorocentrum cordatum is the source of this 3585-nucleotide messenger RNA. The record is from the annotation of a GenBank genome assembly. NCBI's taxonomy places the organism in Eukaryota, Dinophyceae, Prorocentrales, Prorocentraceae.